Molecule: messenger RNA, 3147 nt
Organism: Tremella mesenterica DSM 1558
Lineage: Eukaryota; Fungi; Basidiomycota; Tremellomycetes; Tremellales; Tremellaceae
Exons: 12
Coding region: 148-2952 (934 amino acids)
Biological process (GO): protein O-linked glycosylation via mannose
Cellular component (GO): membrane; endoplasmic reticulum
Molecular function (GO): dolichyl-phosphate-mannose-protein mannosyltransferase activity
Source: RefSeq, a predicted model, not a curated record
CAUCACUAUUCUUACUAUCUCUCAGCACCAUUGCCGGUGGCAGACUCGAAGAAGCUUCUUCUUCCCCAUCCUCACGUGCUCGUUUCACAAUUAUACGUCUAGAAGUUACCGAGAACGAGCUACCGAAACAACAGCAACUCUUCAACCAUGCCUUCCAUCUCUCCUCCUCCUUCAACUCAUAGACGACAUCCUCUUUCCACUCCUGCACCCGCAUCUACUAUUCUAUCCACUCCGUCGAUAUCUACAUAUCUGGGAGCGACUAGGAGCGGGUCUCCUUCGUAUGCUUCUGACCACACACUCGGGUCGGGACAAGCGAGGGGUGGCCACGACACACCCACUGUCGUUGGACAUACGAGAGAGUCAGAAGCGGAUAUGAGACUACAACAAAAAGGAUUUGGGAAGGCUAGAAACAGAGCCGGAACAACGAUUGGGCUGAGGAAGAGGGAAUGGGGGUUGGUCAUUGGAGUCACCGCCUUGGGGUUGUUUGUGAGAGGGUAUAAGCUGUGGCAGCCGAGCAGUGUAGUCUUUGACGAGGUUCAUUUCGGUGGUUUUGCUGCAAAAUACAUCCGACGGAAAUUCUUCAUGGACGUCCACCCUCCUUUGGCCAAGCUGCUCAUCACGCUCUCCGCGUUUAUCGGAGGGUUCGACGGUCAAUUCGACUUUAAGGAUAUAGGAAAAGACUAUCUCGAACCCCAUGUCCCUUACAUCAUCAUGCGUUCAUUCCCCAUGCUCCUCGGUCUAGCCUUAAUCCCCAUCACCUUCCUCACUCUCAUCGCUCUCCGUCUCUCCCUUGCUACAGCUCUACUUGGUUCCCUUCUCGUAACGUUUGACAACGCUCUCGCCACACAAUCCCGUCUCAUCCUACUCGACUCCUACCUCGUUUUCUUCACCGCUCUCACCACUCUCUUCUGGGUCCGUUUCGCCUCCCUCGACGCUUCAGGCUCGGCAUUCACACCAUCGUGGUGGCGUUACCUAUCCCUCACUGGGCUGGGUUUAGGAGCUACGAUGAGCUGCAAGUGGGUGGGUCUCUUCACCAUCGCCACGGUGGGACUUGGUACUCUCAGGCAAUUGUGGUUGUUAUUAGGUAAUCUCAAGGUCACCCCGAGGAUGUGGGCGAAACACUUCGCGGCUAGAGCUUGGUGUUUAAUAGUACUUCCCGCGGUAUUUUACAUGGCCAUGUUCAAGAUACAUUUCUGGAUUUUGAACAUGUCUGGGGAUGGCGAUGGGUUCAUGAGCUCGGAAUUUCAACAUACCCUCCAAGGACAUGGGAUGGAUGAUACGCAAGCGGACGUGGGUUACGGCUCAAUCAUCACUCUCAAGCACGUUCACACCCAAGGAGGUUAUCUUCAUUCCCAUGCUCAUGCAUAUCCAGCUGGAUCGCAACAACAACAAAUCACUUUGUAUCCCCACCGAGACGAGAAUAACAAUUGGAGAAUCACCAACGGCUCGUCUACCGACGGUCCUCCUUCGUAUUCUUGGGACGAACUCCCAUUUGGACACGUACUGAACGGUGGUAAAAUCAGGUUGGAGCAUGUAAUAACCGAAAAAAGACUGCAUAGUCACGAUAUUCGACCACCUGUCAGCGAUGUUGAUUUCCAGAAUGAAGUUUCGGGAUAUGGGUUCCCCGGCUUCGCCGGAGAUGCCAACGACGACUUCAUUGUGGAAAUCUCCCCACGUACUCGAGGGAAAAGGGACAGACAGGCCCGUAGUAGACUCCGUGCGCUGAGGACGGAAUUCCGACUUCGACAUGCUCUCAGUGGGUGUUAUUUGUUCUCACACAAGGUGAAAUUACCCGAAUGGGGUUACGAACAACAAGAGGUGACAUGCAAUAAGAACCCAACGUGGGAGAAUUCUUUAUGGUACAUCGAGACGAAUCAUCAUGCUCAAUUACCUCCUGACGCAGAAAUGGUCAACUACGUCCGACCGUCGUUCUUUGAGAAAUUCUUCGAAUUGCAGGCUGUCAUGUGGCAAACCAACGCUGGUUUGACCGAACGGCAUGCGUAUGAUUCACGACCUAGUUCAUGGCCUGUACUGAGGAGGGGUAUCAACUUCUGGGUCAAAGACCACAGACAGGUAUACCUAAUCGGUAAUCCGCUGGUAUGGUGGUCUAGCACAGCCGCUAUCGUCCUGUACCUCGGAAUGAGAAGUUUGCUGGUCUUGAGGCAGAAACGAGGUUUCAGGGAUUUAUAUCAACCCAAGAUCGCAUUUUACGACGAAGUCUGUUCUUUCCUAAUCAUCGCUUGGGCUCUCCAUUACCUCCCUUUUUACCUGAUGCAACGUCAAUUAUUCUUACAUCACUAUCUCCCUGCUUUAUAUUUCUCCAUUCUCCUCUUCUGCGCCGCUUUCGACUAUGCCACGUCAAAGAUGAGACCUCGGACCAGGAUUCAGGUAGCGGCGGUAUUUCUUGUAUUGGUCAUCUGGAGCUAUGCGCAUUUCAGUCCUUUGACUUAUGGUGAACCGUGGACGAGGGGUAAAUGUGAGAAGGGAAAGUGGUUGAAGACAUGGGAUUUCUCUUGUUCUGAUUUCCACGAACAUUCAGGAAUGUACAACCAACAUGCCGUGGUUUCAAGUCAGAAGAUUGAGACUGGGGAUCAUCUAGGACCUGAUGCCCAGACGACUAUCAUUGACGAAGCUCCCGAACCUAUCAAAAACAUCUUCAUAGAAGCCGUAGAACCAGAAGAGAAAACGAUCGCCCCUGUUGGACCAGCCAACGAAGUACAAAUGCAAGAAUCUACCGAAGCGAUCUCACCAGAAGAAACCCAAGUCGUCGCUCACCCAGAAGAUCUUCGGAUCCCCGUAGGUCUCGACGCGGGUUCACCCGAGGUAACCGCUGCGGCUGAAGACGAUGGUGGCUGGCAUGGUGGAGCCGAAGAAGGAAAGAGAGAAGUGGACGACGGAUACGAUCCGACCGAAUCGGACAUGACGCGUGGGAGGAAAAUCGUCGACGACUAAAGCGACCCGAUGGAAUCGGAUAUGACGCGUGGGAAACGGUUGGAGAAGGUGGACGGGGUGCCGGGUAUGAGAUUGGAUGGGGAGGAAAAGAGGUUAGUUGGGAGGAGAUGGCCUGUGCAGAGGUGAUGAUGUAGAAGAUGAUGUUGCGCAGCAUGAGAUAGAGAAGAUGUCAUAUGAUAAUGGAGGAGAUUCACG